AUGAGUGCAAGCCAGGAAACAUGCCCUUUUUGCGAAAAGGGAUUUGGAAGUGAAGAAACAGUGGUGAUAGGCAAGAAAGGAGCUGACGGUAUCAACAACGCAAGUGACAAGAGAGGCGAUAAUAUCAUUGUGGCACCUAAAACCAGAGUGCAAAAGUCAUGCUGUGCGAAUUAUAUCAACCAAAAUUACAUAGACUUGCAUAAGAAAACUAAUCAAUUAGAGUGCACGCCGUCUGUCGUCAAAAGAAGUGCACGUGUUUCUGUUGGACCAUAUGAUAGCAGCACAGACUGUUUAUACUGCGGAAAUAAGGUUGUGAAGUUUAAAUUUGGGGUUAAAAAUGACGACUAUGGAUGUGUUAAAACAGACUGCUUUGCAGACACAAUAUUAUCAAUCUGCAAGACACGUGCUGAUGAAUGGGCAUUUACUGUCCAAGGACGCGUUCAAUAUUAUGGUGGAGAUCUACACGCAGCUGACUGUUUGUAUCAUCGUUCUUGUGACAUAAAUUUCCGCACGUUGCGAGAUAUUCCAAAGCAGCACAGAGUAGGCCCCAGUGAAAAUAAACGAUGCCGGAAACUUGGAAGACCAAGGGACACAGACCAGGAAGAAGCAUUUUUCAGGAUGUGUGCUUUCUUUGAGGACAAUGACGAAGAACAAUUGAGUAUUACCGACCUUGCAAAUAAAAUGGAGGAGUAUCUGCAUGAAAGUGAGUGUGGUGCUUACGGGAAUCAGUAUCUAAAGUGUCAGCUAAUGAAACACUAUGGAGAUUCAAUAUUUGUAGCUGAGGGCGAUGGAUUGCAAGACAUUGUGACGUUUCGUGAAAGAACUGGACGAAUCCUCCGAGGUUAUUUUCACCUGCCAAAGAAGGAGGAUGAGGAAGCACAGAAGAGAGAUAUAAUUGAAACUGCUGCUAGACUCAUUAAGAGUGACAUUAAAUGUAUGGUCACCCCAGUUAGUGAUGAAUAUCCGAAGACUUGCAAACUCAAACUUGAACCUUCCUUAGAAUUCGUCCCAGAGAGCUUGC
Paramuricea clavata is the source of this 1021-nucleotide messenger RNA. The record is from the annotation of a GenBank genome assembly. NCBI's taxonomy places the organism in Eukaryota, Metazoa, Cnidaria, Anthozoa, Malacalcyonacea, Plexauridae.